AUGAAUCAACGGGGGGCAGCGAGCAGCGGCGGAGGCGGCGAGAUGAGGUACAAGGGGGUGCGGCGGCGCAGGUGGGGAAAAUGGGUGUCGGAGGUGAGGGUUCCGGGGAAGAGGGAGCGGCUGUGGCUGGGAUCUUUCGCCACACCGGAAGCUGCCGCGGUGGCCUACGACACCGCCAUGUUCUACCUGAAGGGGCCCUCCGCCGCCGCCGCCGCGGGUCUCAACUUCCCGAGGAGGCUCCCCGCCGGCGCGUGGGCCGGUCUCUCCCCCCGGUCGAUACAGAAGGUGGCCUCGGACAAGGGCGUGGCGGCCGACGCCGAGCUGGCCUCCAGCUGGCUCGUCCCUCGCCGGAAGCCGCCGGAGAAGCCUCUCACUGUGCUCGGCGGCGGUGCAACUCGGGGAGAGAAGCGUGUUGUUGUCUUCCCCUUCGAUACCUCCGUCGACGACAUGGACAUUUAUCUGUAA
Molecule: messenger RNA, 465 nt
Organism: Spirodela intermedia
Lineage: Eukaryota; Viridiplantae; Streptophyta; Magnoliopsida; Alismatales; Araceae
Source: the annotation of a GenBank genome assembly